Molecule: messenger RNA, 1473 nt
Organism: Acanthamoeba castellanii str. Neff
Lineage: Eukaryota; Discosea; Longamoebia; Acanthamoebidae
Product: Myblike DNA-binding domain containing protein
Exons: 6
Coding region: 1-1473 (490 amino acids)
Source: RefSeq, a predicted model, not a curated record
AUGAUGGGCGACGUGCUGGAUUCGGACCCGCACGAUGCUCCAAGCGCGGUGGCCCGCCACCGCCACCGCCAGAGCGACGAUGCUCGCCAACUGCGCCGCACCCGGGACUACCGCGCCCUCACGGCCGUGGUGCAGGAGCUGCGGCGGCAGCGGGAGCAGGCCCUGCACGACAUCGCCCGGCUGGCCCUCCUGCGGGAGCGCGCCCUCGCCGCCCCUGUCCCCUUCGUGCUCCGACUCAAGCGCGAUCGCGCCUGCCUGGACGAUAGCAGCAGCAGCAGCCAUGACGGCAGCAGCGAUGCCAACGCCGUCGCCCGGGGCGGUGGGCGUGGACAGGGGGACCGGGACGAUGACGACGACGCAGAGCGUCCGCAGCACGAUGCGGAGGAAGAGUCGUUCGCGGAUGAUCCAGCGGCCGGCCCCAUGCUUCCCCUGCCGCGGAGGCAGUUCGUGGCGCGUCUCCCCCGCGUGGACCUCCACCGCUACGCCUAUGCCUCGCGGCCGCGCGGCCCGCGACGAUCCACCACCGCCACCACCACUCCUACCACGACCACUGCCACCACCUCCACUGCCAUUGCCACAACCACCACCACUUUGUCGUCGCUGGCCGUGGCCUCAGGCGAGAAGGAGGCCACGCACGAAGAAGGGCGAGAGAUGAGCGAGCGGGUGGCCUCCUCCAGCAACGCUUCCAUCACCCACCACGACGCCGGCGACGAUGACGACGACGACAACCAGAUGGACGAGGUCCUCGAUGGGGGCCAGGUUCCCAGCGCCGGCACCGGCACUGCCCGAGAAACCGACUCAAGCGCCGCCGCCGCCGCCGCCGCGGCGGGGCUGCAGCGCAUCAAGCAGGAAGAGGCCGAACGGCCAACCGGCCACGGCGAAGGCCGCCACCACCCCCACCACCACCACCACCACCACGACGAAGACGUGCACGUGGCACCGGUGGCGGCGGGGGUCAAGCGAGAAGGCGGCGUCAAGGAGGAGUUUCCGCCGGACGAGGGCAGCCUCCCCCGCGAGGAGCCCAAGGCGGGAGACGUGAUCCGCGGGCGGGUGUGGGACGAAGACAAGCCCUCGACGUUCAACAAGCUGUGGACGCCCGACGAGCAGCGCCGGCUGGAGCUCCUCCUCCUGGAGAUCCCCGACGAGGAGGUAGCCGCGCACCGCUGGUCCAAGAUCGCCCGCGCCCUGGGCAACCGCACCCCACGCCAGGUAGCGUCGCGCGUGCAGAAGUACUUCAUCAAGCUGGCGCGGGCAGGCCUCCCCGUGCCCGGGAAGCCCCCCAAUCUCGACGUGUGCCUCCGCAAGCGCCGCAAGACCGCCCACCACCACCACCAGCAGCACACAGCAGCCAACCCACUCCGGGGCGGGGAGCGGGCUGGAGGGAGCGGCAGCCUACUACACUCUCCCGCCCGUGCAGAUGCCGGACGACGACGACGAAGAGGACGACGACGACGACGGCGACGGCGACGAUGA